Drosophila mauritiana is the source of this 1337-nucleotide messenger RNA. Its product is annotated as arrestin domain-containing protein 17. The transcript has 3 exons. Gene Ontology annotation, cellular component: cytoplasm. Bases 19 to 1251 code for a protein of 410 amino acids. The record is from RefSeq and is a predicted model, not a curated record. Lineage: Eukaryota; Metazoa; Arthropoda; Insecta; Diptera; Drosophilidae. Gene Ontology annotation, biological process: protein transport.
GAGUCCAGAGAGCUGAAAAUGAGCCACCGCUGUGAGAUCCAACUGGACAACCCACGGGGGGCCUAUCGGGCCGGCGAAACGGUCAAUGGUCACGUCUAUCUGACCCUUUCGGAGCGGGCCUUAAUCAAAGCAAUUUGCUUGGAGGCCAAUGGAUAUGCGAGCACCGCCUGGCAGCAGCCCCAAAAGCAGAAGAAUCAAAAGAAGAACGAGCAGCCAGUGGUGGUUCAGAACUUGGACUUUGAUUAUCGCGUGGAUUAUUUUGCCAAAAUCGAUUAUUUUGUGGGCUCGGAGGCCGCACAGCCGCAGAUAAUGGAGGCGGGCACCUACAAUUACGGUUUCCAUGUGAAGCUGCCCAAGAACUGUCCGGGGAAUUUCGAGGGGGCCCACGGACACAUACGGUACACACUCCAAGUGCUCAUCCACAGCAGUGCAGAUCGUCCGCUGGAGGUGCUCCAUGUACGCCAGUUACAGAUUUUCCCGCAGAACUCUCUCAGCCAGGAGACGAGGAGCUGUGAGAUCCAGAUCUACGAGCAGACUCCUCGCCUCAAAUUCUGGAUGAAGCCACUUCAUCUGCAGCUCCAGAUUCCCAGGCAGGGUUAUUCGCCAGGAGCAGGUAUAUCUGUCCACUUGAAGCUGCACAACCCGGAGAAAUUGCCACUUCGCGAGGCGGUGUAUUCCCUCGUUCAGAUCAGCACCUACGUUGCCCAUCUGAAGAAUAAGCCCAAGCGCAUGGAGACCAAGGUGGAGCGACAAACUGUCCUAAGCAGCCGCCAUGAGCUCCACAACCUCCCACGCGGAGAACUGCAGAACUUUCAGCAUCUUCACAUGCUGCAAGUGCCCCAAACUGCGGCCACAUUGAGUGUGGCAGGAUGUGCUUGCCUGCAGCUCAACUACGAGGUGGAGGUGCUGGUCACGACUCAGCAGGAGAAACGGUUCAUUGCGGCCCGUAUGCCGGUCAUCAUUGGCAACGUGACGCCGCCCUGUCCUGGCAAGCUCCUAAUGCAAGAACCCAUUGAAGGCACUGCUCCGGAACCAACUCCCCCAGUCGAAGAUGCAUCAACAUUGGUUCCGAAUUUUAGCGUUUCCACCACAUCUUUGGCUUCGAAUUUCCGGGAAGCCGAGUUUAUGGUAGCCACCAAUCUGAAUAAGACCAACAAACACUACUUGUCCGGCGAACAGUUGGAUUUUAGACCACGCUAUGUCUACUACGAAAUGGACCAGACUCAAUCGGAGGAAGUGAAGUCCCAUUGAAUGCACGUCAAUACUUUAUUUUUUUAAAUCGUCUAAUUUAUUUCAUUCACUAGCAAAAUUACACAAAUAUAUAUUAUUCCAUUAUC